AUGUAUCGUUUAUGUGGUCAAAAAAUAGAUGAAAAACGAAGGAAAGCUUUACAAAAAAAGGUAAUUGUUAUAACUGGUGCCAGCUCAGGCAUAGGAGAAGCUUUAGCUCAUGUAUUUUAUGAGUAUGGAAGUAAAGUUGUACUAGCAUCAAGAAGAAGGUCAGAGUUGGAACGAGUUAAAGAAGAUCUUUUAUCCAAAAAAAUAUCAUCACCAACAGAGGAACCUGUGAUUGCUGAACUAGAUUUGUCAGAUUUAGAACAGCUGGAAAUAUUUGCAAAUCAUAUUUAUAAUACCUGUGGAAGAAUUGAUAUCUUGAUUAACAAUGGUGGAGUAUCACAUCGGGGUUCAAUUCUUCAUACAAAAUUGGAUGUGGAUAAAAAAAUUAUGUUCACUAAUUAUUUUGGUUCAGUAGGACUCACUAAAGCUGUUCUUCCAAGAAUGGUAGAAAGAAAGAGUGGUCACAUUGUGUUUGUUAGCUCAGUCCAAGGACUUAUUGCUAUACCAGAUCGAUCUGCUUAUGCAGCAUCAAAACAUGCUUUGCAAGCCUUUGGGGAUUCAUUGCGUUCUGAAAUGCGUCAGCAUAAUAUCAAUGUCUCUGUGGUUAGCCCUGGCUAUGUAAAGACAGCAGUAUCGUUAAAUGCUCUAACUGGCAGUGGAGAAAAUCAUGGAGUAAUGGAUAAGAGUACAGCUGCUGGAUUUACACCUGAAUAUGUUGCAAAAAAAAUGUUGGAUAUGGUUGUAAAUAAAGAUAACGAAUUAGUGAUUAGUCAAUUUUUGCCAAAACUUGCAAUAUUUAUAAGGCAUUCUUUACCAUCUGUAUAUUUUUGGCUAAUGGCUAGGAGGGCAAAUAAAACUGCA
Brenthis ino (lesser marbled fritillary) is the source of this 858-nucleotide messenger RNA. NCBI's taxonomy places the organism in Eukaryota, Metazoa, Arthropoda, Insecta, Lepidoptera, Nymphalidae. The record is from the annotation of a GenBank genome assembly.